AAUGAAUCAGCAUCUCUUCUUUAUGAUGUCACAUUACUGCGUGUAGACCUAAUUAACUUUACCGUAUGAGUUAUCAGCACAGCUUUGGUAGCUUGAACUGUGGUUGCACGGAUUUCAAACUUUAUCAAGUUGAAUUUUGCAUCACUCAACGCUAAAAAAAUAAAUAAAUAAACGCUGUCACGUUUUACUGGGCAAACGUUUUGAAGCUAGACUUGGAUCGUUAUGCAUAUUUCUACUCCUGAGCGUUGUUGUAUAAGAAUUCAUCCAUAAACGUUAAACUCGACGGCCUACGGCACCGUUAGCAACCUGCCGUUAGUUUUGAAAAGCUCGUUAUAAAAAUGUCAGCAGAAAAGUUAAACCCGGUUCACAAGGCCCCUUCUUCGGUGGAAAACUAAGACAGACACAGUAUUAGAAAGAAUGGAGGUAUCAAGGAGACGAAUCUUCCAAAAGCACCUGGAGCCAGCGAGACCCCUGCGCCGCUGCAUCCAUGAUGACAUUGAGCCCCAAAUAAAUGUUGCUGCACGUGCACAGACUCUGGCAGCGCAAGAGCCACAAAGAUGUUUCAACAAUUUCCCAGACUCCAAGACAAAUAUUGGUAUAGAGCAGUUCUUCAAGAUUGUCAACCUCCACGAACAGAAAAAAGGCAGAAUAUCUUACACAAGGGAUUUUUUAAUUAGUCUGGCUGGAUGUCCUGAGGCCAAGAAGAAGCCAGAAUUCUUGCCAGAUUAUCCAAUAACCUUGACCAAAGCAAGAGAUCCUGCACACCUAUCGCUUCACGAAAUGAAGGGGAAUGGGGAAAAAGAAGACAUGGAGGCCGAAAAGCUUCACUCACCUUGAGAAUUGUGCACAGGUCUCACCGUUUUCCGCAAGGAGUGUUUGUGUUGUUUGCUUUAUCCUCAAACUUGUGACUUUUUAAUUUGCAUGUUUAUCAUUCUGUGUGAGCCUGAUAACCAUUUGACUUUCUGACUUUAUUUGCUCAUGUAUGAGCAUGACUUUUUUUUGCUGUGUAACAUUUUGCCUUAAGUAUUUAUAUAGUGUAAAAAAAAAUGUGCUCUAAACAUAAAUAUUAAUGGAUACUUCUCAA
Molecule: messenger RNA, 1084 nt
Organism: Mugil cephalus (flathead mullet)
Lineage: Eukaryota; Metazoa; Chordata; Actinopteri; Mugiliformes; Mugilidae
Gene: gra
Product: granulito
Exons: 8
Coding region: 418-837 (139 amino acids)
Source: RefSeq, a predicted model, not a curated record